AAAUGAGGGACGAUCAUGUGCUGAGGUCCUGAAACAGCAACUCGAGCAUUCUCACUUGCGCCGCUUGGUGCAGAGAUUUCACGGGACACAAUCUCGGAGUCAGAAACAGCUCCGCAGACACUCGCGUGAGAGCCAAACGCGAACUCAGUUUGACAAAUUGGGGAUCGAUGACGAUUGCGCAGUCGGCUACCAUGCCCGAGGACUGAAGCAUCGCCAUAGUCGAAGAAUAAUUCGAACGACUCCGCUGGAACUGCAAUCGGGUCACUGGCUCGAGAGGGAAAAUGCGCUAGCACGAGCAUCGAAACAAUCCUGAGAAGCUCGGAGAAGGAGAAGGAGAAGGACGCAUGAAUCUCGAUCAGCCGGAAGCGGAGGAGCUUCUCCUCAAGCGCUGCUGGUUGUCACGCUACUGGGGGCUGGCUGCUCGGCUCGGCGUCUACGCCGACAUCGCCCACGGGAAGCACAGCUUGUGGGCAUCGCUGGCCCCGUCGCCAUUCGAGUUCGUCGUCGCAGCGGCUGAGAAAGCUCUGGAGGCGCCGGCGCUGGCGACGAGCCGCGAGCUGCGACCGAGCACGAGCAAGAGGCCUCAUCGGCAUCUGAAGACGAUGGGCGAGAUCAUCGCCAGCGAGGAAGACGCCGGCAGCAUGCUCGCGGUGGACAAGGCCCUGCGGGAGAUGGCCAUGCUCCGAGUGGAAGAGGCCGUGCUGCUCGCCAUGACUGACCACCGCCAUCCCGCCAUGAUGCGCGUCGGGCUGAGCGUCGACGAGGCCGAGGACGUCCAAUUCAAGCAAGCAUGGCUUCUGUACUUCUGGAGUCGAGCCAAAUGGCUGGGACUGGAACGAGAUCUGGCCGACGAGCGCGUUCUCUACUGGACGCAGAGGCGACACCAGCCGCCGACAUUCCGCGAUACGGUAGAUGUGGAGAAGGGAUUGCUGGAACUGCAAAAGCUCGGCCUGGACAAACAGCAACUCUGGGAGGAAGCUCCUCCUCGUGACGAGCUGGAAAUCGCGCACCCCAUCGUCGCCAUCUAGUUUUCUCUUCUCCUUCUCAAAUUCUACCCCCAAUUUUUGCAGAGAGAUUCAUAGUUGCGCCGACGAGUCCGAUCGGGAUUCGUUUAGGCAAAUGUUCGCGUGUGCCCGCGUCAGUCAUCAAUGUCACAUCUGAUCCAGAUCCGAUUCGAGUUGUAAAUUGGUCACAUUCUGAAUGUGCGAUUUGAUGAAUGUGACAUUCAUCAACCGACCAGCGCAUUCGUGUGAAGGAAAGUUCUGCCAUUCGAUGUCUGAUGUGAAUGCUGUGACAAUCUGACGAAACCUUGGAAUCUCAGCAGUAGUAAUUGCGCGAUUGGAUCGUUUCCAGCGAUUGUAGGACACUGGUGCUUCGCAGGUUCGGUGCCAUGCAGGCUGCGGGCAGAGCUGCAUAAAUCAAUGUUGUUCCUGUAGAAAAUGGAUUCUGUACCCUCAUCGAAUGGUUCCCGAAUCAUAUACAACAAUUAAGAGAAGACCUAUUUAGAAUUUUAUCUAUUUAUGAAAGGAGUAGUAACACGAGAUUUGAUGCUUUGGGAAUCCAAAGCAUCGCAAUGGGAAAUAUGUACUCUUGAACCCAACAUGUGUUAAUUAUCUAGCUAGAUUAAAUCUUCGAAAUUCUACAAUAGGAUAUGAUUCAUCGUCCCAUAAUGAGAUCUUUAUUCUACACGCUCAAUUAUGAAUCAUCGUCUCAUAAUC
Molecule: messenger RNA, 1718 nt
Organism: Marchantia polymorpha subsp. ruderalis
Lineage: Eukaryota; Viridiplantae; Streptophyta; Marchantiopsida; Marchantiales; Marchantiaceae
Source: the annotation of a GenBank genome assembly